Messenger RNA from Prunus armeniaca (apricot), 2352 nucleotides. Lineage: Eukaryota; Viridiplantae; Streptophyta; Magnoliopsida; Rosales; Rosaceae. The record is from the annotation of a GenBank genome assembly.
AUGGAAGGAGACCCAGUUGCAUUGUAUGGAGAUGGAAGACGCCUCGACGUAAACAGCGAAGUUUUCAAGGCUCAUGCAAAGAGCUUGGUGGAUUCUCAUGACCAACUUCUACAGAGUGCUCUGGAGACUGGAAGCUACAGCAAGCUUUACAGCUUUAAACACAUUUUAAAUGGCUUUGCUGUCCAUACCACCCCUUCCCAGGCAGAAAAGCUCAAAGAAGCUCCAAGAGUGAAGUUGGUUGAGAGAGACAGAGGAGCUAAGUUGAUGACAACAUACACCCCUCAAUUCCUAGGAUUACCCCAAGGAGUAUGGACACAAGGAGGAGGAGAUGAUCACAACGCGGGUGAAGGAAUUGUGAUUGGUUUUGUGGAUACAGGCAUUAACCCCACACACCCGAGUUUUGCUUAUGAUCCUCUAAACCCUUUCACCUCCAAUAUUUCUCAUUUUUCGGGUGCUUGCAAAACGGGUCCUCAAUUUCCAGCAAGUUCAUGCAAUGGAAAAAUAGUUUCAGCAAAGUUCUUCUCUGCUGGGGCUCAAGCUGUUGCCACACUUAACUCAACAGUGGAUUUUCUUUCACCCUUUGAUGCAGUCGGUCAUGGCAGUCAUGUGGCAUCAAUUGCCGCUGGAAAUGCUGGAGUUCCGGUGGUUGUGAAUGGCUUCUACUAUGGACGAGCCAGUGGGAUGGCACCACGUGCACGAAUUGCUGUAUAUAAAGCUGUGUAUCCUACGGUUGGAACUUUAACGGAUGUGGUUUCAGCAAUAGAUCAAGCAGUUCUAGAUGGAGUGGACAUCCUAACACUCUCUGUAGGACCAGAUGAACCUCCAGAAGACACGGCGACCUUCUUAAGCACGUUUGAUAUUGCCAUGUUAUUUGGUCGACGAGCUGGGAUUUUUGUGGUGCAAGCAGCAGGAAAUCAAGGGCCAGCUCCUUCAAGCGUAGUGUCUUAUAGCCCUUGGGCUGUGGGUGUAGCUUCAUCCAGCACAGAUAGAACUUAUCCUGGUUCUGUUCUUCUUGGAAAUGGCACGAAGAUUGAAGGUGUGGGAUUAUCAGGACCAACUUUUGGAUAUGGUUUACUUCUGCAUAAGUUGGUUUUGGCUAAGGAUGUACUUAAGGCAAGUGGGUCAUUCCCAAGAACUCCACCAUAUGUUGAAGAGUGUCAAUAUCCAGAAGCAUUGGACCCCAACGUGGUGCAAGGUAGUGUUGUGAUCUGCACCUUCUCAGAGGGCUUCUAUAACGGGACAUCCACCAUCACCGCCAUCAUCAACACCGCAAAAGUUCUAGGAUUUAUGGGUUUUGUUCUGGUUGCAAAUCCAAACUAUGGUGAUUUCAUUGCAGAACCUAUUCCUUUUGGUGUUUCUGGUAUUAUGGUCUCAAACGUAACCAAUGUCCAGGUUAUUCUACAAUAUUAUGAACAAGAAACUUGCAAGGAGGAGAAAGGAUUUGCUACUAGGUUUGCAGCAAAAGCAGCUAUUGGAGAAGGAAGAGUUGCUUCUUUCACGGGCCAUGCACCCGUUGUAAGCAGAUUAUCUUCAAGGGGACCAGAUUUCAUAAACAGCUCCAGAACUCCCUGUGAUGUACUAAAGCCUGAUAUCCUUGCCCCAGGGCACCAAAUAUGGGCAGCUUGGAGCCCCAUCAGCGCCUUAGAACCCACAUUAACAGGAUACAAUUUUGCACUACUAUCUGGUACAAGCAUGGCAACACCUCAUGUGGCCGGCAUAGCAGCACUUAUCAAGCAGUACAAACCUUCAUGGACUCCAUCCAUGAUUGCAUCUGCAAUUUCCACCACUGCCACAAAGUAUGACGGUGACGGAGAAUUUAUAAUGGCUGAAGGAUCCGAUAUAGGCAGUUCAUAUCCCUCCACCCCUUUCGAUUUCGGAGCUGGCUUUGUCAGUCCUAGUCGUGCAAUGGACCCCGGUCUAGUCUUGUCUUCUGGAUAUGAAGAUUAUCUCAGUUUCUUGUGUUCAUUACCUGAGAUCAAUCCAGCUACAAUUAGAAAUGCCACUGGAGAAUUGUGCAACAACACACUUGACCAUCCAGCCAAUCUGAACCUUCCUUCAGUAACAUUAUCAGCAUUGAAGGGGUCUCAAAUCGUUCGACGGACUUUCACAAACGUAGGGAGCAAGCCAGAGACUUACCUUUGCUCUGCUUUGUCACCUAAUGGAACAAUAGUAGACCUGUGUCCAACUUGGUUUAGAAUUGCUCCACAAGGCAGCCAAGAGCUACAUAUACAAGUUAAAGUGGCACAAGCAAUGGAUGGCUUUACAUUUGGCGAAAUUGUUCUUACAGGAAGUUUAAAUCAUAUUGUGAGGAUACCCUUAUCAGUUUUCCCCGUUUCGACAUCAAACACAUGA